This is a messenger RNA of Aspergillus japonicus CBS 114.51, 2092 nucleotides long. RefSeq names its product putative C6 transcription factor. The transcript is spliced from 3 exons. Gene Ontology annotation, molecular function: DNA-binding transcription factor activity, RNA polymerase II-specific; zinc ion binding; DNA binding. NCBI's taxonomy places the organism in Eukaryota, Fungi, Ascomycota, Eurotiomycetes, Eurotiales, Aspergillaceae. Bases 13 to 1704 code for a protein of 563 amino acids. Gene Ontology annotation, cellular component: nucleus. Gene Ontology annotation, biological process: DNA-templated transcription; regulation of DNA-templated transcription. The record is from RefSeq and is a predicted model, not a curated record.
CCCCGAAACAGCAUGAGAGCUCCAAGAGCAUGCCUGCAAUGCCGGUCCUCCAAGCGCAAGUGCACUCGUCUGGGACCAGGUGAGCCCUGUAGCGCAUGUCAGCAACGACGAGUCAUAUGUAGUGCUGAGUUACGAAGGCCAAACCCGGUGGGAGUGAACAGUGAGCCGAACCCCGAGCCGGCGGUCCUCAGCGACGAACAGCAACAGAGCAAUGAGCCUGUCCGGCAUCAUCCCACAAUCUUGGAACCUAUUCAGAUCUCCUGGGAGACCACUGUGGAGCUGGUGGACCUGUACCUCGCCAAGAUCCACGAUCGACCGCAUAGCAUCUUCCACCCGGCAACGUUGCGGGCUCAGGUGCGCAGUGGCACCGUGGGAAAGGCCUUGCUGUACGCCGUCUGCGCCCUCGGGGUCAAGUUCUCCUCCAGCACGGACCGGCGCGACUUAGAAGCGCGGUUGACUGUGGAGGCCAAGCGGCUGCUCCAAGCCGACAUCGAGAAUGUCUGUCUUGAGAACGUGCAGACUUGCAUCCUGAUCGCUACCCUGAGUGCAGGAAAUUGUGAACCAUCUUCGGAGGCGCUCUUUAUUCGAAUCGCCACCUCAAUGACCGAGAUCAUGUCACUCGACUUCUCCCCGGCGAUGAACAAAUCCAUGAUCACGCGCGAAACCGCCCGCAGAGUCUGGUGCUCGCUCUACGUGGCGGAUCGUUGGUGUGCGUCUGGGCUCGGUCUCCCCCGUCACAUGGACGAUUUCAGCAAGCCCUACGGGCUGCCUAUAGACGAGAUCACCUUCCAAUCUCUGCCUCCCGACACGAGCAACCAUCUAGAAGCGCCGCCGUCGCCGACAGAACACACACCUCCUAUCUGGAAACUCGGCCUUUGGGCGCACAUGGUAGCGCUGGCGCGGUACUUCGGCCCGAUCCAGGACCUUAACCGUCAGGUCGCCCGCGGCUACACUGACACCGUCGAACUGGACCAAGAGGUCCAAGACAUAGGGGAACAGCUCGAAGCCUGGAGCAGGAUGCUCCCCAUUAACACGCAGAUGACGGUGCCCAAUCUACACAGCCACCAGAAGUCCGGACAGGGGGGACUCUUCAUUGCUCUGCACCUGACGUAUCACCACUACUCCACACUGUUGUACUAUCGUUUCCUCGAACACGACCAAACUCAUAUUCAGAGCCACCACCGCAAGCAAGCCCCUCCAUCAAAGCCAUCCCGUAGGUUCCGCACCUACAUCCGCCGCUGCAAGCACCACGCCUCCUCCUUCAGCAACCUUCUCGACCUCGCCCGGCAAAUCAAGGGCUGCGAAAUAAACUACCCGACCAUCGGCCACAUGACCACCGUCUCCUCCUCCGUCCUCCUUCACACUCUCCUCUUUGGCAACCCGACGGAACUCGAGGGUGCGCGCGCCGCGCUGAAUGCCAACUUCGAGGUCCUGAUCGAGCAUCAGCAAUUCUGGCCAAACACGAAAGCGAUGAUCAAUAGACUAAUGACCUUCCAGAACAUCUGCCUCCUCUCCACGGAAUCCCACCGAUUCGACGGCUGGAUGGUCAAGUGCCUCCUCGAGCACUCCCGCCCGCUGGGCGAGCGCGAGCUGCCGUGCGUCCCGGCCGAUGUGUUGGUAGACGUGGAGUCCGAGAAUAUGGCGCUCAAGGCGAGGGAGUGGGUGGAGCAGGGUAGGUACAUGGACUUGAGCCUUCUGCAGUAGCAAGCCGGUAGUGCUUUAGCUGCGGUGCGUGCAGGAAGUUCUUAUCUUUUCUUUUCUUCUUUGGGGGGGUAGGAAAGGGAACUUGGUGAUCUCGAAUUGAGUGCAGGAACUGAAUGUGCUCCUUCCGAAGCACCAAAUUCUUCCUCGAUGCUGGACAGUAUGUGAUAUCACGUGUUGUACUACACGUACCGAUAUAACACCUAGCUUUUUCACUUGCUGCUACUGCUAACAGAUAUAGACCAGUUUCCAGACGGCAGUGGUUCUGGUGCUAGAACCUUCGAUAUCACCAAGCUACGCGCUAAACAAGGAUUGAAGCUGUAUAUAGCUUUGACCUUUUUCUCGAUUCCCAAAGUAUUUGGUAUUCUUUCGACUACCCGGUCACUUCUCC